AUGGUUCUGGCAAGCGCUGCCGACACCUUCUCAGCAUCUCACGCCCUCAUCUCGGCUUCGUCCGCUUUCGUCAUGUCUUCUGCCGUCAUUUCGGGCUCAGCAGCCCAGCCAGGCCCAUUCAGCGUCCCCCGCGCGAGUCAGCAGUCGCUUUGGCAACGGAGACUCGACUCAAGGGGACCAUCCUCGCCGUCGAUCGAACCAGCCAGCGUGAUGUCUUCACCGUCGGUCGGAUCAGGUCCUGUGGAUGGCAUGUUUGUCUUCCCGUCCUUGACAGAGGCACUGCAUAAUCGCAAGCAGAUGAAGCGGCGGCCGCCGAGCUCGCUCAAGCUCGUUGAUCGCUCGUCAAGCACUACUUUCGCACUUGGGCCAGCCACAGCGGCACCAGCCUUCUCAGGCAGGCCGAACUUGAAUCCGGUCGGCUUGCUCAACCUGGAGCAGACAUUCCACUCGCUUCCCAACACGCCGACAUCUCUCCUGCCUCCUUCCAGUGGUCCAGGCUUUCCGUCUCCUUUCUCAGUACCACACGCGCUCCCUCCUUCCCCUGCUAGCAUAUCGAAACAGUUCGCGGAGCAGGUGCCUCAUUCAUCAUCAUCACCUCCAGAAAAGUCGCCGCAGUUCUCGCCUACUUUCUCACGGUCUUCGACCUUCGCCUCCUCAGUGAUGUCUAGGCCAGCACCCAAGCAAGAUAUCAAUCACCAUGCCGCGCAAGUAGCCACAGAAGUAGCUCUUUCGGCUCUCGAUCUUGAAGAUCUGACAGAUGGCUUCGAAAAAGAGUUACAAAUUGUGGAUGCUCAGCUUCGACUCCCCAUCCCUUCGUCCCGACGUCGCUCCGUCCCAGUGGGCGACAAGAAUAAUAUGCUCGUCUGGGACCCGAUGGCCGAGCGAAGAGCCAGCGCCGACCACGCAUUGUCAGAAGACCUUAUGCCCAGCUCGGAGCCUGCCGACGGUUCGCUAGGUGAGACGGACGAGGCACCGCGUCGGAAGGGUAGGGCUCGGAUGAGUCAAGAAAAGCGCCGCAGGUUGGCGCGCCGGAGGGAACGCGAGGCAGCCUCGGCCCUGCAAGCAUCCGCCUCGGCUGGGGUGCCGCUUCACCAAGCUUACGAUUACGUCGUUCCUCGUUCAGCACCACCUUACGUCACUACGUUCGAUUCGCGCAUGGGCACCGUCGAUGAACCCAAGCCUCGCUCGCCAUCCAUGCCGUGGUCGCCGACGACGGUCUGGGCACCGCCGUGUACAUCUUCUGCCUCUCAAAAGCAUUUCUCUGGAGAAAGACCGAUGCAGGCCCGCCCCAGCAUGGACUCGUUCCGCGCCAUGCAUUUCAACAAUGCCAGCUCACCUUCUCUUGCCCAUGCUCCCACGCCGGAAGCAUUCAGUCAGAGCCCGCUCGAUUUUGACUGGGCAUACUCCAGCCCAGCACCAUCUCUGAGCCCGUCGGGCAGCUCGGUGUCGUCGCCGUUCGACAAGGCCUUCGAACAUGCUUCCGUCACAGGCCACGGCGCUCAGCAGCGCCAUCUGCCUCAGCACAACAGUGCGAGCACGCUCCGGGCUCUGGACCUUGAUGCGUCCUACUCUUCGGCUUCCGCUUGGACGCCGGCUCCGCCGCCUCGCGUUCGCGUCGUCAUCCAGCCGCCGACGCCACAGGAUGCCGCGGCAGUCGCUGGCAAGCUUGGCAGCCUGGCCGCCACUGCCAGUGGCGAGAGCGACAUCCGGUCUGCCAAGCGGCUGUCGCAGAUCUUGUCGCCGUCGCCCGAGCCAAUUGCAGAGCAUGAAGAGAGUUUCUUUGCGGCGCGUGCCAUGUCAGACAGGCUCCGGCCGUCGCUAUACUGA
Molecule: messenger RNA, 1827 nt
Organism: Tilletiaria anomala UBC 951
Lineage: Eukaryota; Fungi; Basidiomycota; Exobasidiomycetes; Georgefischeriales; Tilletiariaceae
Exons: 1
Coding region: 1-1827 (608 amino acids)
Source: RefSeq, a predicted model, not a curated record